Messenger RNA from Limanda limanda (common dab), 2168 nucleotides. It is a transcript of the gene capn9, whose product is annotated as calpain 9. Gene Ontology annotation, biological process: proteolysis. The transcript has 20 exons. NCBI's taxonomy places the organism in Eukaryota, Metazoa, Chordata, Actinopteri, Pleuronectiformes, Pleuronectidae. Gene Ontology annotation, molecular function: calcium ion binding; calcium-dependent cysteine-type endopeptidase activity. Bases 1 to 2064 code for a protein of 687 amino acids. The record is from RefSeq and is a predicted model, not a curated record. Gene Ontology annotation, cellular component: cytoplasm.
AUGCCCCUCCACUCCACGCUGUCGGGCCGGAGCUCCAGCUCCAGCCGGGCCGUGAACACGCAGGCGGACGGGAAGUCGUUUGAGCAGCUGAGGCAGGAGUGUCUGCAGCAGGGCGUCCUGUUCGAGGACCCGGACUUCCCCGCCGUCGGAGCCUCGCUCUUCUACAGCCAGGCCGUGCCCGUCAACAUCGAAUGGAAGAGGCCUAAGGAGAUCUGCAGCAACCCGAAGUUCAUCGUGGGGGACGCCAACCGGACGGACAUCUGCCAGGGACAGCUGGGCGACUGCUGGCUCCUGGCGGCCAUCGCCUCCCUGACCCUGAAGAAGGACACGCUGGCCCGGGUCGUCCCCCACGACCAGGACUUCGACCGCAGAUACGCCGGCAUCUUCCACUUCCAGUUCUGGCAGCACAACCAGUGGCUGGACGUGGUGGUGGACGACCGGCUGCCUGCGGUGAGGGACGAGCUCAUCCUCGUCCACUCCGCCUCCAACAACGAGUUCUGGAGCGCCCUCCUGGAGAAGGCCUACGCCAAACUUCACGGCAGCUACGAGUCCCUGAAGGGCGGCAGCACCAUGGAGGCCAUGGAGGACUUCACCGGCGGCGUGGGGGAAAUGUACGAAACCAAGAGCGCUCCCAACAACCUGUUCCCCGUCAUGAAGAAGGCCCUGGACCGAGGCUCCAUGAUGGGCUGCUCCAUCGACAUCAGCAGCUCGGCCGAGUCUGAGGCCAAGACCACCACAGGCCUGGUGAAGGGACACGCCUACUCCAUCACCGGCGUGGAGGAGGUGAAUUACAGAGGACAGAAGGUCCAGCUGAUCCGGAUCAGGAACCCCUGGGGUCAGGUGGAGUGGAACGGCCCCUGGAGCGACAAGUCCAGGGAGUGGACCUAUGUGGACAAAGCAGAAAAGGACCGGGUCCUUCAGAACUCAGGAGAGGACGGAGAGUUCUGGAUGGAGUUUGAGGACUUCAAGAGGAACUACGACAAGGUGGAGAUCUGCAACAUGACCCCGGACUCACUGACCGACGACAAGCGCCACUGGGAGGUCAGCGAGUUCCAGGGAAACUGGAUCCGCGGCUCCACUGCUGGAGGCUGCAGGAACUUCAUCGACACGUUCUGGACGAACCCGCAGUACAAGCUGGAGCUGGAGGACGCCGACGAUGACGAUGACGUGUGCAGCGUGGUCAUCGCUCUGAUGCAGAAGAACAGACGCAAGAUGAGGAAGGAGGGUCUGGACAUGGAGACCAUCGGCUUCGCUGUGUACGAGGCUUCCACCGACGAGGACCAACAGGGGAAAGACUUCUUCCGCUACAACGCGUCCAAGGCCCGGAGCCGGAGCUACGUCAACAUGCGGGAGGUGUCGGAGCGCUUCACGCUGCCCCCGGGGAAAUACCUGCUGGUGCCCACCACCUUCCAGCCGCACCACGAGGCCGACUUCCUCAUCAGGGUCUUCUCUGAGAAGAAGGCUGCAGCGCUGGAGAUGGGGAGCAACGUGGACGCCGACCUGCCAGAUCCGCCCAUGCCCAGCGACCCAGAGGACGAGUCCGACGAGGAGAAAGGCCUGAGGAGGCUGUUCGAGCAGCUGGCCGGUGACGACGAGGCGAUCUCUGUGAACGAGCUGCAGCAGAUGCUCAACGGAGUUCUCAGCAGACGAAAAGAGAUUAAAUUCGACGGCCUGAGUCUCAGCACCUGCCACAGUAUCAUCAACCUGAUGGACGUCGACAACACCGGCAAACUGGAGUUCCAGGAGUUCAAGGUCUUCUGGGAAAAGAUGAAGAAGUGGAUUAUGCUCUUCUUGUCGUUCGACACCGACCGCUCGGGGAAGAUGUCGUCGUACGAGCUCCGCAUCGCGCUCAAAGCUGCAGGUAUGCAUCUGAACAACCAGCUCCUGCAGCUGAUCGGCUUGAGGUUUGCUGACGACAAGUUCGACAUUGACUUCGACGACUACCUCACCUGCAUCGUGCGCCUGGAGAACAUGUUCAGAGUUUUCCAGGCUGUGGACAAAUUCAAGAGGGGCCGUGUGAAGAUGAACAUGAUGCAGUUCCUGAUGUUGUCGAUGAACGUCUGAGGAGAAGCUGGGACCAAACACGAGCCACAGGAAGAACAAAACCAUUUUAAAUGGUUGUUGCUGACUUUUGCUUUUGGAAAAUAUUUGUUUUUUUCUCCUCUAAA